AAUUGUCGACAAGUGGUGCUGGGUGUUGGAUGUGCGCUAGGGAAGAGCUAGCGCUUAGGUGACAACCUCAUUGGUUCUCUGUCGUGAAGUUUGAAACCCAACCAAGUGUGGUGCCACGAAAAUAGACUUUGUAGAAGUGUGAACAGAACAGGCUAGGCAGUUUGAGUAUCACCCCACCAACUUAUGGACACUUUUAAAAGCAAAGUUGUGUCGGCGACAAAGUGUGGCACAGAUUACGCCGUACCGACAGUGUGUAUAUCCUGCCGUGGCUUCAGGCUUCAAAAGUUCAAACCCACAAAAACCAAAUCAAUCCCCCAGGAAAACAAAAGUAAACCAUCAAAGCAAUCGACGGUGGGGAAGACAGUAACGGUGCGUCUACCACGGAGUCCGCAGUUGGAGAAGGUUUUUGACACAUACGCACCCAAACGCCGCAUAGUGUGUUACGUCAGCUGAAUGAGUGAGUGGAAAGGAGAAAAAACCAACAGCAACAACAACAGAAAGGGAAAUCAAAAUUUUGCCGGUUGAAAAGCAGAAGCAACAUUCCAGAUAAACGGUACCUAAUUCUGCACUGAAAACAGUGCUAUAGUGUUCUAGGUGAAGUUUACAAACGUAAAUAAUAUUGUGCAAGUUUCUGUGUCAGUGCAUCAGUGGUCCUUAAGAAAAUACCACCCAAACCGCCCAAGGUUGUGGCCGACAAGUGACGAAGAAGCGAGAGGCAUCUUCUUUGAAGAAUGUUUGUGAAGGAAGAAAAACGGUGCUAAAAUUGCAAAUGCAAGCAUCCGAGCGUGAAAGGCAUCGGAACGCCAGUCCUUGGGCCAGUAUAUCCUGGUGACCCGAUUUAAAACCGAGCGCCCCUGUACGACCGCGAGGGGAAUUUGAAUUGCAAACAAACGUGUGAAGAGCCUCGCGGCGCCGCGCUCCGUUGAACGGUCGGUUGGAACCAAACCGACCAGCCUUGAGCAACAGGCAGCGAAGAAGGAGAGGAGAGUCGCAGAGAGCUGCGGAGUGCAAAAGAGUGUCAUUGUGGUGGCCAAGUGCUUUCUCUCUUGCUCUGUGAUUGUGUCUACGAGUGUGUGUGUGUGCGCGCGUGUGUGUAUGUGUUCCUAAGCUGGACACAGGAUCCACUGUGUCUUGUGUCUGUGUAGUGUGAAGGCAGCACAACACAAUCCCAGAUGCUAACCGUCCACGUGUUAAUGUAAUCCUUCAUUCGUGUGUUUCUGUGUGCGUGGCCGUCCGUUCGUGCGUGCGUGCCACGGCCUUGUGUGUGUGUGCGCGCGCGUGUGUCGGCAAUGUGGUGCGGCAGGUGCGACACCGCCAGUUCACAAUCGAGCGAGGAUCGCGGCCGCCUGCCGUCGACCAGGCGCUCCGCCACGGUGUGUUGCUUGCCCGCGGUCCUAUGCUACGGCCUGCCGAAUGCAACCUGCGCGCCCCGCCACCCAGUACUGCACUAUUGAAGAAGCAAACACAAAACCCACGAGAAAGAAAGUACAAUGAGGCCAAAUAAAUACGAUGGUAUCACAGCUAACCGUCUAUGCCAAGAUUUUGUGCCUCCUGAUGACAUUAUUCAGUGCAGGAGCAUCAACGGGGAACGACCAACAUCUGCAAUCAGCGUGCAAUCUAAAGUUUCUACGUGCCAAAAACGGUUCCGUGUUCGCCGACGACAACUUGGAGAAUGGUCAACCACAGAUUUUCAGUGUCGUUGCCACGAAAAUACGCGACAAUCGGGUUGCCGUGACGAUCUACUCCAAAGAGACGAAUUCGUACAUCUGCUUCGACAAAAACUGGCGCACCAAGGCGAUGCGUGCCAAAGGGAACAUCUCCAAGCGGUGCAUGUUUAUCGAGAACAUCGAAAAAUCGGGCGCCAUCCGGUACCGGUCGGUGGUCAACAAGAACCGCUCCCUCGGCUUCCAGAAGAACGGUAAACCGAUCGGGCCUGCGCGGGCCGGCAGCCGGAAGCGACCGAUCGACGAGCGGUGCUACACCUUCAACCCGUCCGAUGUGGGCACGAAGCAUCCGGACUUACUGUCGCAGCCACCACCAGCACCACCAUCAUCAUCACCACCACCACCACGGAAGCCGGAAGCGAAUCUUCCAUCACGUCCACAGCCACCGCCACCGCCGUCACCACCACUACCGCCACAGCCACGCCACCGGCACCAUCGGCAGCAGGACGUCGCGUCGCGCAAGGAUGCGUCGGUCGGGGAGGCGAACGCCAGCGGCAACUCGCUGCUAGCGGCCGGGCCGUCGCCCGACCAGCACCGACAGUCGCCGACGAACCGGCACCGGCACAAACACGGGCUGGUCGGUCGGACGGGUGGUGGCAAGAACCACCAGCACCAACACCAACACCAGCAGGCAGCAACAGGACACCCGAAUCUCGAUACUGGCGCGAGCGGAGCGAUCGCGCCCACCCUGUCCUCGCUGUACGGCGCCAUGCUGGACGACCGUGGGCCACUGGUGCGGGCCUACGGCAAGGGUACGCACCGCCGCAGCCACCUCAACUCGUACGCAUCCGCCCCGGGCGAACUGGCGGCACCGUCGCUGCCCGCCGCCAUCGUCACCAAGCUGCCGCCAAAGGUGGCGGGGGCAGGAGCGCCCGCCGGCAGUGGCAGCCUGCUGCUGGACGUCGUCGGCCAAGGGGGACUCUUCCGCAAGGAGCCGGCCAAUGGUCGCAGCCAGGCGGGUGGAGGAGCAGCAGCAGUAGCAGCAGCAAGUGGGCGGAAAAAGUCGGCCGUCAGGAACGCGCCACCCUCCAGCAAGCAGCAGGGCGCGAGCACGCGAGGGAGAGACAAAAGGGCGUCGGGUUGAGCAGCCGCCCACCCGACUCAACCGAAAACCCACCCACCAUCCCCGUUCUCACCGCCUCAUCCUGCGCCUUUGCGAGGGGAUGGCCCCACCUUUACAACAACAACAAACAACAAAAACCCGCUUGUUGGAGCUUUA
Messenger RNA from Anopheles arabiensis, 2943 nucleotides. RefSeq names its product espin-like. The record is from RefSeq and is a predicted model, not a curated record. The transcript has 6 exons. Gene Ontology annotation, molecular function: growth factor activity. Bases 1510 to 2808 code for a protein of 432 amino acids. NCBI's taxonomy places the organism in Eukaryota, Metazoa, Arthropoda, Insecta, Diptera, Culicidae.